Molecule: messenger RNA, 1701 nt
Organism: Pyricularia oryzae 70-15
Lineage: Eukaryota; Fungi; Ascomycota; Sordariomycetes; Magnaporthales; Pyriculariaceae
Exons: 3
Coding region: 1-1701 (566 amino acids)
Source: RefSeq, a predicted model, not a curated record
AUGGCGUCCCUACGACUUUUCUUCGCUUUACUUAUUUCUCUGGUUCUCUUCAAUGUUGGGCUCGUCACGGCCAAGACACAAGAUCAUACCAGCCUGACUUUUGCAAACAUCACUGGCUGCGCGGCCUCGUGUUUGCGUAAUAGCACAACACGAUUUUGCACUGUCGACGACACUCUCUGUCUGUGUACGAGUCCCGGCUUCACUGCCGACUGGAACGCAUGCACGCACAGCAAUUGCUCCCCCAAAGAUGUCCUAACCUCACGCCGCGUUCAGGCUGCCGUCUGCCACUUUGAUCACCCCGAUAAGAGCGGCGAAGAGACUGCGGUGGCUGUGUUGAUGUUCAUCAUUGUGGGAUUUUCCGUUGCCCUUCGGCUGGCUUCGAGGAGGUUGGCCCGAGAGUUUUUCAUUGAUGAUGUUCUCAUCUACUUGGCGACCUUGACGUCUCUGGCGUUGCUGGUGCCGCACCUCAUUGCCAUCCAGAAUGGCUUUGGCAAGCACUACUACGAUCUUCCCGACGGGGCCUUGACGAGGAUUGUAGAGCCCAUCUACAUACUCGAAAACUUUUACAUCGUAACACUGACGUUUAUUCGCAUCUCCAUUCUGUGCCUCUAUCUGCGUCUAUUCUACCGCUUUGGAUGGUUCCGCGCCCUCAUCAUAGGCAUCAUCCUCAUUGUCGUCGUCGCCAACGGUACAGUUCUCGUCCUCACCAUUCUCUCGUGUCGGCCCACGGAACGGAUAUGGGACACGCCGGGCCCUCGCGACGCCACCUGCAUGGAUGUGCACUCUCUCAGCACCUCGGUCGCCACCCUCUCCACCGCCGAGGACUUUUUGCUGGUGCUGCUGCCGCUGAUGCCCAUGCUGGUCGACAGGCUCAACAAGCCACCCAUGCCCGGCUUCCUUGUCCCGCUGCGUAGCAGAGUCUACGUCGUUGGCAUGUUUGCCGUUGGCACCCUUGCGGCCACAGCUUCGGCCUACAGGCUGGACACGUUGCUGCAAAUCGGCACAUCGUCCGACCCCAGCUGGGACUAUGUUCCCGUUGCCCACUGGUCUCUGCUGGAGUUCACUGGCGGCAUCGUCGUCGCCUGCCUCCCCGCGAUCCGAACCCUGGCUCAUAUUGUCCUGAAGAGGAAGGGCAUCACCUGGCUGGAGGAUGACGAUCAAGACACCCGCGGUACAGUCUACUACGUCCGCGACGGUGCCGAGGUCAAACAAGCCUCCCCCGGCACCACGACGACCGACCCCGAGGCCGUCGAAAACCAGCGAAUCAGCAAGCAGUACAAGCGCGCCUCGUGGGUCGCCAGCUCAAAGUCGCUGGCUCUGUCGAGGCCCGCCGCCCUUUACUGCCAUCCGGCCUUUGACGGCUGGGAAGAGAGCGACGCGCCAUCGGGCGCCGAGGAGGUCGACACGAGGACGAAGACGACACAAAAAAGCCCACAGAGACACUCUAAGUCCAGGUCGGUCGUGGGCCAUCACGUCUCCAUGCGGGAAGGGAAGAGUAGUCACAAGGACAUGAAUGCUCCUGUCAUCACAGUGGCCGAGCUGGAGGUUGAGCCUGUCCCUGAUGCAAAGAAGAAGUGGGACUGGAAGGGGGUGUUUAAAUCACCGAAAGCGGAUAGGAGGAGGGAGAACCAGGCCCAUGAGUCUGAAGAUGACACAGCCGAUGAGGCUCCAAAAGAUUGGAGGCAUAGUAACUGGGGUUGA